Penicillium expansum is the source of this 2634-nucleotide messenger RNA. RefSeq lists its product as uncharacterized. Bases 1 to 2634 code for a protein of 877 amino acids. The transcript has a single exon. The record is from RefSeq and is a predicted model, not a curated record. NCBI's taxonomy places the organism in Eukaryota, Fungi, Ascomycota, Eurotiomycetes, Eurotiales, Aspergillaceae.
AUGGCGUACAACGCCGUCGCUCAAGUCGACCACGAGGUGGCUUCUGUUUCUUCCGCUUCUGCAUCACGCAGCCCCUCGCCCGCUCACGGGCAUGCUUUUGAGCAGCUGCCACUUGACACUGAUCAUAUUGGGGGAGGAAGCCAUUUAGAAGCUGCCAAAACCACAGAAAACCCCAGCUUCAGUCAGUUAGGGUCGAUGAUCCGCUCCAUGACUUCUACCAGCUACGAUAUGGUGGAGGACGAUGACUAUGACGCCGGUCAUUCCCCCGAAGAGCGAUCUAAUAGCCUCCGAAUCCCACCACUCAAUACGUCUGUCGCGCGACACUCUUCUCCCGAGACCCCCAUCCGCAGCGCAUCCAGCGAGGUUCCCGUGCCUCUCAGCCACCCUACCCCGGAUUUGCAAUCGAUACAAGGAGCCUACAAAGGAAAUGUAACGCGGUUGGAGGAAAGCGCGGAGCAGCUGAGCUCGUGCUCCGCGGACAUCGAGAGCGAGAUCCGUCGCAUAGACCAAGAGCAAAAGCGACGCUCAGUCAGUUCCGCGUCUAAUUCAAUCAUUCACCGGAAUGGCGCGUUCUCUCCAGCAGCGACAAUUUCCUCCGCCCAUGGAUCGAAUGUGUCUCCCGCCCGUCAGCGCUCUGUGUCAGGGGCGCGUCUGGCUCAGCUCUCGGAGCCUGCACAUGAUGACCAUAAGCAUGAAGUGGAUGAAUUCCCCGCACUUCCCGAUCUACCACCACCGCAACCUCUUUUCAAUACAAAGAACGAUUACUAUUACGACCAAUAUGUUCCGCAAGGAGUUCCCGCAGAGGCGGAGGCGGAGUUGGAGCGCCGGGCCUCGGUCGCGUCCGGCGAUACCUACCAGCAAACGCGGACAUUGUUCACUGAUUUUGAUGGCGUCCAUUUCGCGGAACAGGGUCGGCAGGUUUCUUUGGAGCAGCCACCGCUCGCCCGCAAGCCGCAACAUUACAAACAACCGCAAGCAGGAGAGAAGAUGGUGUUUUAUCCCGCCCCUGUUCCACGCAUGUUGAAUCUGCCGCCGAAGUUGUCGCGCAAAGCAAACAUCGACCGGGAGAAGCGUCGUACACAGAUUGUAGGCGCCAUCGCCGCUCAGGAUAGAAAGUCAACAAUCAUGCUAUCUGAUGUCGACCUAAACGGCCCACGUGAUGGCCAGAACGAUAAACGAAAAUCGACAGUGCCAGCACACCUCCGUGCGAGUGUGUUUUUUGAUCAGCCAAGUACAUCACUCCAGGUCGCUGUUAAGCAUGACUCAGCGGUUGCUACGCUGGAUAGCAUUUUGGAUGCCUCUGCGAAUGCGCCCGUUUCGGCUUUCACUGAUCACCCGUAUGCCGGUCAUGCAGGCGCGUCCGCCUACAAUAAAUCAAAACGCAAGACCCUGACAAAAGAUCUGACAGGGCAAAAGACAAGUCGUCUUUCGCGAGCCACGAUUGGCCAGCCUUAUAGCACUAAUAAUGUAGACGAGCAUGGGGAGCCCGUCACUUCGCGACAUGGAUCGGAAGCGGGGGAUGACUUGGAUAGAAAUCAUGAGGAGCACGGUCACGAGCGUGGGUCGGAAGGCACUGAUACCGAAAGUGAUGAGCGGUCCGAGGACGAGGACGAAGACGAAGACGAAGAGGACGAGGACGAGGAUGGGGAAGAAGGAGAGUUGGAUUAUGUUGGUCCACCGAACACCCUUAUCGCCGAAUUGGAGUUACGGAAGCAUGAGUUGAAGCACCGACGGCGGACGGCUGUACCUGUGCCUUUCCAUGGUAUGCAGAGCACUCUGUUAGAAAUGGACGAACGUGCCCAAAAGCAAAGCGAUAAACGCCGGCAGCGCCCAGUCGCUUUGGCCUGGGAAGGGCGGGAUGAUGACGAUGACGUUCCUCUGGCUAUGUUGUACCCCGAAAACAAUAAUGCCGAAAAUGACGACCGACCUUUGGGGUUGCUCGCACUGCGCCAGCAAGAAGAAAAUGAGCCUCUGAGCUCACGCCGUGCCAGGCUUCGGGGCGAACCACUCCCGCGCCCGGAGCAACGUCCUGCUACGGUGUAUGCACCAGGGCCACCGGCGCAUGUUCCCGAGCCAACCGCCCAGAGCGAGGACGAGACAGAGAUAGAGACCCUCGCCGAGCGAUUGCAACGGUUGAAGGGACAUAAUCGCUCGGAGAGCAAAUUUGCUAGCGAUCUGAUGGCCGAGAUUGACACCCGGGCUGGAGUUGCGCCCAAAGAAGCCCAAGAAGUCCCUGCCCCCCUCGAGGAAGAGACACUUGCACAACGACGCAGUCGCCUGCAGAAAGAGGCCGCUGCCCAACCCGCGCCCCAAAAGAACCCGCGAAUGCGUCGGAGCAUGGCUGCGCUUACACAGGGCCGUCGUCCUCCCCAGCUUAAUCGCCAGUCGUCGUAUGACGUCUUCAAUCAGCGGCCUGUCACCAUGUCUCAGUUUGGGAACCGCAUGUCCAUGCAACAAUUUCCGUCACAAACGGGAUAUUCGACACCUGCAGGAUACCCGAUGGCACAGCAAUAUGGGUAUCCUGUGAACCCUGCGAUGGCCAUGAAUGGCAUGGGUUAUGCUCCAAACAUGGCACAACACCCUGGCCCGGUCAAAACCGACGUGAUCGACCGCUGGAGGCAAAGCAUUCGUUGA